AUGGCCUAUCCACAUAUAAUUCCCUCGUUGAACCUCUGCAUACGUGCUGCAGCGCCCAAGGUCGUCAAGGCAAUCAGGGAUGUUCAAGACGACCUUGCAUCCAGAACGGAAAUUGAGCGACUAGAAAGACAUUUGAGGAGGCUAUAUUGUACAUUGUAUGAGAUAGAGAGUGAUUCAAGAAGAUUGUGGCAGCAAGUCCCGGUUCAACUUUCAGAAGUAAUCCAGGCCCUUGGAGAAUUUUGCAGACAACAAUGUGAAAUCAUUUGCGACUGGUAUCGUGGGGUUCGGGAAAACAAGGGUCUCAGGUUCUUCGACUGGUUUGCUGUAAAGGGAAAAAUUGAUCGAACCCAAAAGUACAGCAAGCGCCUCACUGAUUGUGAGGACUGGUACAACAUCGCCCUUAAAACUUUUUACUUAAUAGCGAGCCUCCAAGCACGACCACCAAGUCCUUUAGAAUACGUUACACAGCAGGAGCGUCUUCAAGCAUCAGAUGAACAGCAUUGCAGGAAUGAGUUGAGGAAAUGCUUGGAGCGAACGGAGCGUGCGAGGGACAGGGAAAGGAGCAGAUAUAACAGGAUGAUGGAAGCCGGUGUUGACCUUGUCGCGUUGACAGAGUACGCUUAUGAUGCAUUGAACGCGCCUAACACGGGACCAAACAGCUCAACGGCCAGGCAUAGAUCACAAGCCCGGCCAAGGUCUCACACUCGCAAGCACCAUCGUCAUUCAGAACCAGGACUGCAACCAAGAAAGCGCACACAGCCACGCUCAGGUCUUCUGAAUUUCUUCCUGGGAGGCAGCCGCGUCCCUUCAAAGAGCCGCACUCGCCGGGAGCCACAACGAGAGUCUGUCAGCACAAGGCAUCGUCGAAAGGGUCCUGUUGAUCCUCAAAACUUUGCUUACGUGGCUACUGAGCCUGAGCGUCGGACCGCGUACCAGGAAUCCGCGUACCAGGAAUCCACGUACCAGCAGCCCGCGUACCAGCAACCCGAUGAACCUCAUCAAGCAAGUCAGCAAUCAAGAAUUGUAGAUUUGAAUAGACCACCAUCCCCGCCGCCACAGUCUGAGCCGCCACCAUCUGAUCACUCUCAUGAUGAACGAAGAACGUAUCGCAGUUCGAGGAGAUUUCGAGACUCGACCAGCGAAGCUUCUGGCUCCGCUCAAGAAUCACUUCCACCCCGAAGAUCUAACCGAGAGGAGAGAAGAUAUCCACCAGUGUCUUACGAAACGCAACACCACCACCAUCGCUCCACACGGAGCAGAUCAGCAUCCAGCAACCGUAGUUCUCAGUACCAGCCACCUACAAGUCGAAGAGCAGAUGAUACCUCAUCAUAUAUGUUUCAAAACUCUACAGAACCGGGAUCUUCUAGGCCGCAACGGCCGCAUACCCACGAGAAUAUUGAUCCACCGAUAAUGUAUGAAUCACAGCGACGUUCCACCUCGACUCAUAGUCGACCGCCGCCCAUUAGCGAUGCUUCAAGCUCCAGACCCGAAUCAUCGCGGACUCGCACAUCAGAAGAUGGAUCAACUCCCACUAGUCACUAUUCCAGGUUUGUCGCCGAAUCUCCUCGAGUCAGAAUGGCGGAAGUCCAAGCAUCGUCCGCCAGAUAUGUGCCAAAAUCAAUAAACAUUCGAAUACUAGAUGUGAAUUACCAAAGUCGCCCACCAAUGACUUACAGCAAUCCCCACGAGAGACCGGAACGAAAGAAACGCUCUAGAAGCAGAUCCACUCACAGAAGUCGUGAUUCAGGUUACGCGACCAGGAGCAGAGGUUCAAGCGAGACAGACAGGAGCCACGGAACGGGGAGAUCGAGUGGCGAAUCCAGUAGAUGGCGUCGAAGUUCGGGGCAUUCAACUGGACCAUCAUCUACGUCUUCAAGAAGGCAACCAGCUGAUGAACCAGAGGACUAUUUCCGGGAGAGAAGAGAUCGGAGGAGGAGGGGCCGAGACUGAACAUAUUCUUUUGUCUGUUGUUAUUUCCCUGGAGCGAG
Mollisia scopiformis is the source of this 1988-nucleotide messenger RNA. RefSeq lists its product as uncharacterized. The transcript has 3 exons. The record is from RefSeq and is a predicted model, not a curated record. NCBI's taxonomy places the organism in Eukaryota, Fungi, Ascomycota, Leotiomycetes, Helotiales, Mollisiaceae. The coding region runs from base 1 to 1950 and encodes 649 amino acids.